AUGGAUAAAUUUCAGAGUCUGAACAUCAGCGUUGGGAACAGCUCUGUCGACAAGCAGUCCUUCUUCGACGGCGACGCUUAUCAGAACUUGGAUUCGCAGGAGCUGAGAGUUCUGAUUCCGGUGAUUUUGGGGAUAAUCUGCGUCCUGGGGUUCACCGGAAACGUGACCGCGCUCGGGGUCCUGGUUACCAACGCGCGCAAAGGCAAGCUGUCUCUCAUCAACUCCCUGAUCCUCAACCUGAUUUUGGCGGACAGUUUGGUGCUGGCGUUCGCUGUGCCGUUCAAGGCUGUCUCCUACUCCAGAGCCAGCUGGACGCUGGGCUGGUUCAUGUGCAAGGCGAGCGACUGGUUCUUACACUCCUGCAUGGCGGCCAAGAGCUUCAUCAUCGCCAUCAUGGCUAAAGCCUGUCUCCGGUACGUCAGCAACCCCAACAAGCAGGUGAACAUUCACUACAAAACCAUCCUGGUCAUCCUGCUGUUCUCCUGGGCGCUGGCGUGCGUGAUUCCCGUGCCCCACUGGAUGUUCGCGGCGCUGCGCCGGGAGGGGGAGGGGCUGGUGUGCGCGCAGACGGAGCCGCGCUAUGCGCGCCGGUUCAUGUCGGUGUACGUGAAGCUGUACCCGCUGGUCGCGUACUGCGCUCCGCUCAGCCUCGCGCUGCUGCUGUUCUGGCUCGCGUACAGCCGCUGUCAGCGCCGCGGCAGCAAGGCGCAGAACCUGCGCACGCAGAUGCGCUCGCGGAAGCUGACCCUCAUGCUGUUCGGCCUGACCGUCACCACGGCGAUCAUGUGGCUCCCGCAGUGGGCGGGCUGGGUGUGGGCGCACCACGCCGCGCAGAACGGAGGCCCGGCGCCUCCGCCGCUCUUCUCCCUGUCCGCGGAGCUGCUGAUGUUCUCCAUCUCGCUGGUGAACCCGCUGACGGUGCUGUCCCUGUCCGAGGAGUUCCGCGAGGGCUACAAGGGGCUGUGGAGACGCCUCACCCUGCGCAAGCAGCAGCCCCCGAAGCAGGGCCCGCACACGCCCACGGUGCUGCGGCCCCCCAGCCCACGGGCCGAGCCCGGGGGCCACGGCCCCGCCACGCCCCGGCCGGACGGCGAGGACCCGGAGAGGCCGGACGGCGCGGCGCCGGACAGCCCCGGGAACAAGGACGGCGUGGUUCUGCCCGACGUGGAGCAGUUCUGGAGCGAGCGCGAGGCGGGCGGGCCGGCCGACGAGACCGACCCGGUUCCCUGGGAGCACCAGAGCCCGGCGCUGAGGAAACGGGACGCCUAG
Messenger RNA from Conger conger (European conger), 1269 nucleotides. RefSeq names its product G protein-coupled receptor 151 (gene gpr151). Gene Ontology annotation, cellular component: membrane. The coding region runs from base 1 to 1269 and encodes 422 amino acids. The record is from RefSeq and is a predicted model, not a curated record. Gene Ontology annotation, biological process: G protein-coupled receptor signaling pathway. Gene Ontology annotation, molecular function: G protein-coupled receptor activity. NCBI's taxonomy places the organism in Eukaryota, Metazoa, Chordata, Actinopteri, Anguilliformes, Congridae. The transcript has a single exon.